AUGUUCAAACGCUCUUUUUCGUCAAAGGACCGCGUGGGCAAGGCCACCAGGCCGCACAAGAAGACCUAUCGCGACAAGACAAAGGUGAAGAUGGAGGAGUCUCUGGACAGCCCGCCUGUGGGAAGCCCUCUCACGAGCCCGAUAGUGACCUUGGUUGUUGGCCAUGAGAAGCGUCUUUUCGCCGCGCACGAGGAUGUCCUGUCACGUUCCGCCUUCUUUGAUGCUGCGCUCAAGGACCAGUUCCUGGAAUCCAGCGGAAAGAGGGUGGACCUCCCUGACGAGGAACCGGAGAUACUGUCUUGUAUUCUAGAGUACCUUUACAAGGGGGAUUACUUCCCCCGUCUAUUGCACAACAAGCGUCGUAAUUCUUGGGAACUCGAGAAUGCCCAAGACGUUUACAAAACCGGUGGCCGCGGUUCGAGCGAGGCUACAUUUUCCCACUCGGGCGUGGGCUGCGAUCUCCUUCGCGACACCGUCGUCUACUGUGCUGCCGAACGAUACGGACUGGAAGAGCUGAAGCGGCUUGCUCUGCGCAAGCAGGGCCUGCAAAGCGGAAUUCCAGUCGACGUGAUCCUACGGUCUGCACGGUUUGCGUACGAGCACACGCCCGACACCGACUCCCGACUACGCGCUCAUUAUUUAGCUUUGAUUAUCAGAAGUCGCAAGACGUUCAAGAGAAGUGGAACCAUGCAGAUGGAGAUGGAAGCUGGCGGCAAAUUGUUUUUCGAUCUGUUUGUGGCAAUGAGCAAUCAUAUCGAUGAUGUUGUGGAAAUUGGGUUUGUUUUCCUUUUCUUUUAA
Talaromyces rugulosus is the source of this 798-nucleotide messenger RNA. RefSeq lists its product as uncharacterized. Bases 1 to 798 code for a protein of 265 amino acids. The transcript has 3 exons. Lineage: Eukaryota; Fungi; Ascomycota; Eurotiomycetes; Eurotiales; Trichocomaceae. Gene Ontology annotation, molecular function: protein binding. The record is from RefSeq and is a predicted model, not a curated record.